AUGAUAUCCUCGGUCUUCAUUACAAACCAUGGUGUUCCACUGCUAUUCAGGGCUUACAGCGGCCAAAGCACAAGACAAGAUGCCGUUAUGUAUGCAAAGAACAUGUUACAUAGAUCAUUGUGGCCAUAUAAACCUGUUCAACAGUUUGCUUUUACUACAUAUUGCAGUGUUGCUUUAGAUAAGUUUCACAUAGUUGCGGCCUGCAAUGGGAACUUUAACGUCACACUGGUGGUUCAGUGCCUGAACGACAUCAGGAACGCUAUAAUCACGUUGCUGGACUCCAACAUCACAGACGCUACAUUGCUCGAUAACGCGACUAUGUUACAUGAAUUAUUGGAUUUGGCAAUAGAUGCAGGAUACCCGCAGGAUUUUUACUUGGAAUACCUUAGCUUGGUUCUCACAAAAGAAACUACUAGCAGCAUUUUCAAAAAGAAUACCACAGGGUUUGUAAGUUACAUGAGGAAAUAUGGAGUUAAUUACCAGAAAUUUACAAAAGGAAAGAAAUUAUGCAGCGUCUCUGACGACCUGGGACCCUCAUCUAAUACAGAACUCCAAGUAAUAAAGACCAAGGUGCCAUGGCGCCCUUCCACUUUGACUACAAAAAAAAAUUAUGUAUUCUUGUUAUUGUCGGAAUGUAUCAACUGUUGUUAUUCUCAUGCCGGAGAGCUAUUGGAAACUGAAAUCACCGGUAGUAUGUUGAUGGACUGCCAAGUCUCCGGUGAACCGACACUAGAGAUCAAAUUAAACGCAGAAUUUAGCGAAUUAAUCACGAGGAAAACUUUUAAAUAUUUAGAUAAUAAUAGCGAAAGUGAUUUUCGUCCACCAAACGGGGCAAAGUUCUCUACCUCAUUUCUCGAUUUCAAGGUGGAUAAAACGGUCAAUAUAAACUCAAUGCUGGAUAGAAAAAUUAUCACCAUGAUACCGCCACAAGGGGUAACUAUGCUUAUGAUUUAUCGGUGUGAUAACAAGGGUGGCUUGCCGUUCGACAUCACGCCCGUACUCACAAGAGCAACCAAACAGCUAGUGUACUAUCAUGUCACAAUCGAGACCAAAUUCGAUAAAAGGAUACAUGCAAACAAUGUCGCACUCACUAUACCACUGCCCGAAAAUACGGCAAAUGUUGAAAUGAUCAAUCACGCUGGACCAUAUCAAUAUAAACCCGCACAAAAUGUGAUGUACUGGCAUCCAGGGAAAGUAUACGGAAAACACAUUCUUACAUUGGAAUUUCAAUGCAAAAUCGCAAAGUCGAUUAACGAAUGUAGAACUGCGUUGGAUCCAAUGCAAUUGGAAUUUGAACUACCAAAUUACUCCUCUAGUGGACUGUACAUACGCGAUGUAACACUCAUAAACAGCACACAUAAAACAAAUAGAGAUGUACUGUACAACACAGCCAAUGGAAAGUACUACUACAAGCUGAAACUACCAAAUUAA
Babesia sp. Xinjiang is the source of this 1431-nucleotide messenger RNA. RefSeq names its product AP-2 complex subunit mu. The coding region runs from base 1 to 1431 and encodes 476 amino acids. The transcript has a single exon. Gene Ontology annotation, biological process: intracellular protein transport; vesicle-mediated transport. The record is from RefSeq and is a predicted model, not a curated record. Gene Ontology annotation, cellular component: clathrin adaptor complex; cytoplasmic vesicle. Lineage: Eukaryota; Apicomplexa; Aconoidasida; Piroplasmida; Babesiidae.